Molecule: messenger RNA, 1214 nt
Organism: Olea europaea var. sylvestris
Lineage: Eukaryota; Viridiplantae; Streptophyta; Magnoliopsida; Lamiales; Oleaceae
Exons: 11
Coding region: 261-1106 (281 amino acids)
Source: RefSeq, a predicted model, not a curated record
GGUGCAACGUUUACAAGAAGGCUCCAUCCAAUAGGAUAUAGCCAUGUCAGUAUAUUGCUGAUGUAGAUUCCGACCAGCGCUCGACAUCGAUUGCUUUGACGUCGUGAAAUUUUGCAUAGUACUGCAGACCAACAAAAAAUCACUCACUUUCUAUCAAUAUUUCGACGCCUACAGCUAUUUCAACAUUCAAUUAGAACUGAAAAAAAAAGGGUAUUACUUUGAUCUGCAAAUUUUGAGCUCCGAUCCCCCUUUUUGUCAGAAUGGCGGCUCCUUUCUUUUCCGCACCUUUUCAACCCUUUGUCUAUCAGAGCCCACAAGACGCUGUGACUCCUUUUCAGAUUUUAGGUAGUGAAGCUCAGAUUGUUCAGAUAAUGUUGAAGCCACAGGAGAAGGUGGUUGCGAAGCCUGGUUCAAUGUGCUACAUGUCUGAAUUUAUCCAAAUGGAAAAUGUUUAUGCACCCGAAAAUGAAGCCGGAGUGUGGCAGUGGCUUUUUGGAAAGAGUGUGACAAGCAUAGUUCUACACAACACAGGUUCAACUGAUGGAUUUGUGGGAAUUGCUGCACCCACUCUAGCAAGAAUUCUCCCGAUUGAUUUGGCAAUAUUUGGCGGUCAAAUGUUAUGCCAGCCAGAUGCGUUUCUUUGCUCAAUUCAUGAUGUCAAAGUCAACAACAGCAUUGAUCAGAGGGCACGCAAUGUUCUUAAUAAUGUUGAGGGAUUCUUGAGGCAGAAAAUAUCUGGCCAAGGCCUUGCAUUUUUAGUUGGUGGUGGAUCUGUUGUACAGAAAAAUCUCGAAGUCGGUGAAUUACUUGCUGUUGAUGUGUCCAACAUUGUUGCAUUAUCAGCAUCAGUCAAUGUGCAAAUCAAAUAUAAUGGUCCCAUGAGAAGGGUGGUAUUUGGGGGAGACAAUCUAGUGACUGCUGUCCUAACUGGACCUGGUAUUGUCUUCAUCCAAAGUAUGGCCUUCCAUCGCCUUUCUCAGCGUGUUGCAAGGGCUGUUACGUCUCCAAAUAUGAGAGAGAAUCCGAAAUUCUUCCUUCAGAUAGCAAUCUUCUUAUUCAUAGCUUAUGUUAUCGUCUUGUCAUCACUAAUCUUGACCGAUCUAUGAUAUUAUUUUCACUGUUUUUUUUCCCUGUUUAAAGAAUGGAUAUAAUUAUUUUCCCUUUUUCGCAAUUUUCUUUAUUUCAAUAAAGACUUAUACUUGGAAUUAUAGAUA